GAGAUGGAGGGGGAAGAGGGGUGGUGGAGGGAGAAGGAAAAGGACCUAAGGGAAGGGGAAGGCAGGAGAGGUGGGAAAGAAGUGCGCGAGGAGUAGAGAAGUGCGGAGACAGGGCUGUGCUCCCUGGCUCCCAGUGGACGCUACUCUGGCCUCUGGCGACCUAAACAGACAGGAGGAGCCUCCAAGAGGCUACCUGGGAGUGCUGUCCCAAGUGGAGGGCUCUUCCGGAAUGCAGCCGCUCCCGCCGCCGGUGCCAGGCCCCCUGGCUCUGCUGGACACUACCGAGGGCUUCGCGAGGAGGAAGAAGACCUCCCUGUGGUUUGUGGGCUCUCUGCUGCUGGUGUCUACCCUCAUCCUGACCAUUGGUCUCGCUGCAACCACCAGGACAGAAAAUGUGACUGUUGGCGGAUACUACCCAGGGAUCAUUCUGGGCUUCGGGUCCUUCUUAGGAAUCAUUGGCAUCUACCUGGUGGAGAAUAGACGACAGAUGUUGGUGGCGGCCAUUGUGUUUAUCAGCUUUGGUGUGGUGGCGGCAUUCUGCUGUGCCAUAGUGGAUGGCGUGUUUGCUGCACGGCACAUCGAACCAAGGCCUCUCAGUGCAGGAAGGUGCCAGUUUUACUCCAGCGGGGUCGGGUACCUGUACGAUGUCUACCAGACAGAGGUCACCUGCUACUCCUUGAAUGGAAGGUGCCAGCUGAAGGUGAGGAGCAAUACAUGCUAUUGCUGUGACCUCUACACCUGUGGGAGCACAGAACCCUCACCUACCUACUAUGAGUUUGUAGGUGUGCGCAGCUGCCAGGAUGUGGUUCACCUGUACCGGCUGCUCUGGGCGUCUACAGUAUUGAACAUCUUGGGCCUGUGCCUUGGCAUCAUCACAGCUGCAGUCCUGGGGGCCUUCAAGGACAUGGUCCCUCUGUCUCAGCUGGCCUAUGGUCCAUCCCCACCACCUCAUAUUCUCUACAACCCUGCUCAGCAGAUCCUAGCUUACACUGGCUUGUGCCCUCCAUCCAUGACCAUGCCAACAUGUUCCUCCUACCCUUUGCCUCUUCAGCCCUCCAGUGCCCUGCCAGCUUCGUCCUCUGCUGACCUCGCUCUGCCUGAAGACACACAGUCUCCUUCCCAGUGCAGCUCCAGCCAUGGGCAUCCUCCCAACACCCCCUCACUCUGCACACCAGCUUACUUUCUCCCAGGGGAGAAGCCUCCUCCUUAUGCGCCCUGACAUGGAGGCAGUAGACUGAAAAGUAACUUGGUUUGGGGUUGUCAAAAAUAAAAUAAAAACAGCAAAGCCAGGGGUGGAAGCAGAGCCAGCUGACGGUGGUCCCAUGGCACCUCUGCUGCCUGCCUCUCCCCCUGUGAAGACCAACAGCAAACUCUGCUAGGUCCCAGCCACAUCACCCAGAUGAGCUGCUCUGUGCCUGCCAUUGCUCAUGGCCCAGCUUCAUCCCCACCAUCCUCUUGGUCAGUUAUUAGUUGCUAUUAUCCUGCAAAAGGGACAGCCAGGCAUUUAUGUGAGGAUUAUUCCUUCAGGAAAUGCAUUACAGAUUGACAGACUUCUGUGCGCAUGCCCCCAAGAAGGGAUGGCCCCAUCCCCUGAGUUGUGCUCUCCUGACAUUUACUUGAAGGAAAACAAGCUUUGUGCAGGUACCCAAACUGCUUCUAGAGGCCUGAGAGCACUGCCUCCAUGCAAACUUUGCCUUGUGUUAUAUUUUCCACCAUGAAACAUAAACCGCCACCUACCUGCCAGAGGCCCUGCAUCUGAGCAUGUACCAGUGGUACCCUCCUGAUGUCAGAGUGCCCACCUGUGCCCCAGCAGCCUAGAACCUACCUGCCUGCUGAGGAAGCAACAGUGGGCCUCUAGCCUCUGCUCUGAGUGGAAUGGUGGCAAGGAUGGUCCUAGGGUCCUUCAGCUCAAGUCUAGGGACAAUGUGUCCAUAGUAGACUGAGGGCCUAUCAUGUGCCUGUGUCUGCCAGACAUGCUUGACAGUGAACACUCUCAGGAAUGGUCAGAUCCUAGGUGGAUAGGAAGGAGACCCUGAAGGAGCUCAGUGAGGGGUUGGAUAUGCCUCACCUCAGAAAUCUUGGGGUGCAGGGGAAGACCGACAUCUUUGGGAGGACAGGUCCCUAGAGGCUUUCCAGGCCUCUCCAACCUGGAGAGGCAUCACGGGAGCAGAGUGUGUGUGGGGGGUCAUCUGGCUAACCUCGGUCCUUCCUCUUCCCCCAAGUCGUUUUCCCUUCAACCUUCCCAGUCCCUAUGAACCCUCAUAGGAGUUUACAAAUCUCUCACUCCCUUCUCCCUGUGGUGCUCUGUACAUGUAAUAAACUUGUGCACUUCUCCCCUGUU
Molecule: messenger RNA, 2341 nt
Organism: Nannospalax galili (Upper Galilee mountains blind mole rat)
Lineage: Eukaryota; Metazoa; Chordata; Mammalia; Rodentia; Spalacidae
Gene: Tmem255b
Product: transmembrane protein 255B
Exons: 9
Coding region: 230-1219 (329 amino acids)
Source: RefSeq, a predicted model, not a curated record